AUGGAAGCCCUUGCUCAGAAUGUCAUUGGACUACUAGGCUCUUUAGCUGCUAAAGAGCUUGACCUUCUUUGCAACUUCCAAGAUGAUUUGGAGACUAUGGAGGAGAAAGUCAAAGAAAUUAAAGCUGUGCUUCAUGACGCUGAGAGAAAGGCCACGACAAGUGAAACGAUCAAUGUUUGGCUACAAAAGCUGAGAAAUAUGUUGCUUGAUGCCGAAGACUUGUUGGAUGCCUACUCUGCUGAGAAGCUAGCAAGGGAAGUGAUGACCAAAGAUAAAAUGGCAAAGGAGGUACGCAUAUUCUUCUCCAAAUCAAACCGACUUGUUUGUGCUCAUAAGAUGGGUUGUAAGAUUAGGGCAAUUAGGAAGAAACUAGACGAGAUUUAUGAUGAGAAGAAUCCACUUCAAUUGCAUAAGAGCUCUUCGAGCACUCCGAAUGAGUCUUGUGAAUGGAGACGAACCGGCCCAGAUGUGAGCGAACAAGAUGUUGUCGGGAGAGAUGAGGAAAGAAUGCAUCUUGUUAGUACCCUUUUAAGCUCUGAUGUUAAAAAUGAUGUCUCAGUGAUUCCCAUAGUUGGGAUCGGAGGAUUGGGGAAGACGACACUUGCUCAACAAGUGUACAAUGAUGUGGCUGCUAAAAAUCAUUUUGAGCCUAUGAUGUGGGUUUGUGUGUCUGAUGAAUCCCAUCAACUUUCCAAUAACACGUUAGCUCAAAAGAUCAUUAAGAAGGAAACAUCUGAUGGUGCCCUCGAGCUACUAAGACAUAAAAUUAAGGACAAACGUUUUCUGCUCGUGUUAGAUGAUGUUUGGAAUAUUAAGAAUCGUGGGGAAUGGCUUAAAUUAGAAAACUUGUUCAAAGAUGGAAGGAAAGGAAGUAUGAUCAUUGUCACUACACGGAGUACAGAAGUGGCGGACACAAUCGGCACAAAUCCACCUCUUUCCUUAAAGGAUUUGGAUGAAGAUAAGUCUUGGGAGCUAUUUUGUAGAGUGGCUUUUCGGGACGGAAAAGAACCUACUGAUCACAAGUUGGUAGGGAUUGGAAAGGAUAUUGUGAGAAAAUGUCAUGGAGUUCCGCUUGCAAUAAGAACCAUUGGUAGCUUAUUGUUUAACAAAGCUACCUUAAAAGUGAGUGAGUGGUUAUCUUUUAGGGACCGUGAACUUGCAAAUGUAGAUUAUGAGAAUGAUAAUAUUUUUUCUAUCCUUAAACUUAGUUAUGAUCAUCUUCCCUUCUAUUUGAAAAAUUGUUUUGCAUUUUGCUCUUUGUUUCCAAAAGAUUACGAGAUUGAGAGAGAAACACUAAUUCAGCUAUGGAUAGCUGAAGGGUUCAUUCAACCCUUGGAUAAAAGUAGGCGCUUGGAAGAUGUUGGUGAUGAGUAUUUCAAGCAGUUGUUGUCGAGGUGCUUGUUUCAAGAUGUGAAGGAAAAAAAUUCUGGUAACAUAUGGUCAUGCAAGAUGCAUGACCUCAUACAUGAUCUAGCACAAUCAGUGAGUAAAAAUGAGUGUUACAUUGUCACAAGUGAAAAAAUAGAAGAAGAGAAAUUUGGUGAUGGGAUUCGUCAUAUGUCAAGUCAUUUUCAUGGUGCCUGCAAGUUUUCACUUGGUAAUGCCAACACCAAAAAAAUGAGAACAAUUUUGUUCCUACAAGGACAUUUGGAUUUUAACUUGAGUCAGUCUUCGGCAAGAGUUUUUAAUCUAAUUUGCGGGCCUACAACAUCACUUCCAAAGCACUUACGUGUAUUGGUUCUUGUAGAUCAAGAGUUGAAAAUUUCAGAGAGUAUCGGAUACUUGAAGCAUUUAAGAUAUCUUGAUUUAAGUAGGAAUCGUAAACUCAAGAAGCUCCCACGAGGCAUCACCAAGUUGUAUAACUUGUUGACCCUAAAACUUAAUAGUUGUUGA
Neltuma alba is the source of this 1893-nucleotide messenger RNA. RefSeq names its product putative disease resistance protein RGA1. The record is from RefSeq and is a predicted model, not a curated record. Bases 1 to 1893 code for a protein of 630 amino acids. The transcript has a single exon. Lineage: Eukaryota; Viridiplantae; Streptophyta; Magnoliopsida; Fabales; Fabaceae. Gene Ontology annotation, molecular function: ADP binding.